This is a messenger RNA of Danaus chrysippus (African queen), 1014 nucleotides long. The record is from the annotation of a GenBank genome assembly. Lineage: Eukaryota; Metazoa; Arthropoda; Insecta; Lepidoptera; Nymphalidae.
AUGAAGGGGAAAUUGAGUAUUUUGCGAUUUUUAGCUCUAAUAUUGUUUUUAUUAAAGUUUAAUGAAAUUUAUGCUAGAGGAAAAGAGAGAAGCUUAGAUAAUCAAGGCGACGAUGAUGAGAAUGAAGAUUCCUUGAAUAUUGCUGAUGUUCCUGAACCGGAAGCAAAUGUUACAGGUUGUACCAGAAAAAAGGCAAUAUUAAUGCAUGAGAUUAGAACCGCCACACAGAAUCAAUUUCCAUUUAUGGCUUCAAUAAUGUCAUCUAAAAAUGAAUACGUCUGUGCUGGAACCGUUAUUGCCAACGGUCUUAUUCUUACAACAGCUCAAUGUACUGACUCAAUAAGCUACGUACUAGUAAAUGGAACGAGUGAUAAAAAAGAUGAUACUACAUUUUCGCUGCAUGUAAUCAAAAGUGAAAAUUUUCCGUCUUAUACUGGACCUAACACUGGAAAAGAUGUUGCAGUCAUUUAUACCGAAAAACAUAACAAUACUUUAGCUUCCAAGAUUACUCUCAGUAACUAUACUUCUGCUCAACUUUUAAAUGACGUUGAAGUUUUAGGAUUUGGCUUAAACGCCGAAGUAGGACAGCCAAAAAAAUUACAGUUUGUGGGCUUAGAAGCUAGGGAGAAAAAUGAAGAUGUAAUUAGGGCAUACAUAGAUUGCAUUGAAACAAAAGUUUCAACAUGCUUUAGAGACAAAGGAGGUCCAGUUUUAUUUAAUAAUGAACUCGUUGGAAUAGUAACUAAAGGUCAACCAGAGUGUACUGCAGAAAUAUUGUCAACUUACGCUUUGAAUAAACAUAUGGUAGAUGCUCUACCAACGUAUUCUUUUAAAGCUUGGAUCGAUGAGAAAAUAGCGAAAGCUGCCGAGCCAGGAGUGGAAGCUUUAGAGGCGUAUCCAAAGAAACCUAGCUAUAGAGAAGCGGUGAUACAUAUAAUGACAAGCUCAGCUUAUUUAAAAAGUAAUAACGUUGUCUUUAUUACAAUUGCAUACACAUUAGUAUUAUAUUUUUAA